Messenger RNA from Dentiscutata erythropus, 279 nucleotides. The record is from the annotation of a GenBank genome assembly. Lineage: Eukaryota; Fungi; Glomeromycota; Glomeromycetes; Diversisporales; Gigasporaceae.
AAAUCUAAAUAUCAACCAACUGAAACUUCUAUUGCUGAAGAUAUAAUAGAUGAAAACAUACCAUGUAUGUUUAAAAGACGAAAAACUAUAUAUACUGAUGAAUUAGAUAUAUACUUAAGAAAUCCAACUAAUUAUGAAUAUGAAUUUAAAUAUUUAUCUAAAAUGGCAAAAGAUUAUUUAUCAGCUCAAGCUACAAGUUUUUCUGCAAAAAGAGCAUUUUUAGCUACUAAAGAAUUAAUUACUUCUAGAAGAUGUAAUUUAAAUCCUACAACAAUUAAA